UACUCCGGGAUCUCUGAGCAGACAUCUUCGUCGGAAGCAUCUGAAUUCUCAUUGGCCAGAAUGCAAAACGAUCAAAUGCAAUAUUUGCGGUGUCCAACUCAAAAGCAAGAUGCAUCUGAUGAAUCAUGCGGAAUCCGUGCACGGAACGGUGACGCGAGUGCCUCUGUAGUUCCCCUCUUCCCUUUUAUUGCGUCUACGUGCUUAAAUGCAGUUGUCUGUCAAGGCUCAUGGCUGGGCCGGUUGACUCUCAUUGCCCUGCUAGAUGUGAUGGAUUGUUGA
Messenger RNA from Rasamsonia emersonii CBS 393.64, 279 nucleotides. RefSeq lists its product as uncharacterized. The transcript has a single exon. The record is from RefSeq and is a predicted model, not a curated record. Lineage: Eukaryota; Fungi; Ascomycota; Eurotiomycetes; Eurotiales; Trichocomaceae. The annotation marks the transcript as partial.